UCGAGCGGGCGUCCAUGUUGGUGAUCCUGCUGAACUGCGUGACGCUGGGCAUGUUUCAUCCGUGCGAGGACAUCAUCUGCGACUCCGAGAGGUGCAAGAUCCUGCAGAAAUUCGAUGACUUCAUCUUCGCGUUCUUCGCCGUUGAGAUGGUCAUCAAGAUGGUGGCCCUGGGGAUUUUUGGCAAGAAGUGUUACCUCGGAGACACGUGGAACCGCUUGGACUUCUUCAUAGUGGUGGCUGGGAUGCUGGAGUACUCGCUCAACCUGCAGAACGUCAGUUUCUCCGCGGUGCGGACGGUCCGCGUGCUGAGACCUCUGAGAGCCAUCAACCGAGUGCCAAGUAUGCGCAUCCUGGUGAACCUGCUGCUGGACACGCUACCCAUGCUCGGCAAUGUGCUGCUGCUCUGCUUCUUCGUCUUCUUCAUCUUCGGCAUCGUGGGCGUCCAGCUGUGGGCCGGCCUGCUCCGCAACCGCUGCUUCCUCGGCAACUUCUCCUUCCCCAUCUCCGUGAAGCUGGAGAAAUACUACCACACCAAGAACGAGGACGAGAACCCCUUCAUCUGCUCCGAGCCCGGAGGCAACGGCAUGAGGGACUGCGGCUCGGUGCCCAAGGUGUACGAGGAAGGAGGCCUGCAGUGCACGCUGAGCUCGGAGUUCUACAACAGCACCGACAACACCACCUGCGUCAACUGGAACCAGUACUACAACAACUGCACCGCCGGGCUGGUCAACCCCUUCAAGGGGGCCAUCAACUUCGACAACAUCUGCUACGCGUGGAUCGCCAUCUUUCAGGUGAUCACCCUGGAGGGCUGGGUGGAAAUCAUGUAUUAUGUGAUGGAUGCCCACUCCUUCUACAACUUCAUCUACUUCAUCCUACUCAUCAUUAUUGGCUCCUUCUUCAUGAUCAACCUGUGCCUGGUGGUCAUCGCCACGCAGUUCUCGGAGACCAAGCAGAGGGAGAGUCAGCUGAUGAAGGAGCAGCGGGUCCGCUUCAUGUCCAACGCCAGCACCCUGGCCUCGCUCUCCGAGCCGGGCUCCUGCUACGACGAGAUGCUCAAGUACCUGGUGCACGUGGUCAACAAGGGCGCCAGGCGAGCGGCCCGUCUCUGCAGGCUGCUGGCCCGACGCGCCGGCUUCAAUAUCGCCGCCUCGCCGCCGCCCACGGAGCCCCAACGCAGCCUGAGGAGGAGGAGGAAGACCUCCAGGCAGGGGUCCGUGUCGGUCCAUCAGAUGACGCGCCACCACCAGCAGCACCACCACCACCACCACUACCACCUGGGUAACGGCAGCGUGAGGGGCGCAGGGGGCGGACGGUGUCCGGAGGGUCAGGAGUUCGAGGCCGGCGCACAUAGCAACAACGGAGGGGCCGCCGUGGCGCCCGCCGGCGCCGGGCAUCUCGCUUUAGCCGCGCCGCCAUCGCUGACGCCGGCCCGCUCCGACGCAAACCUGCCGGUUCUGUCCCGACUUCCCGAGGGAGCCGCCGAUGCGUCCUCAGCUCGCGGUGCAUUCCACACAGGAAGUCUCCGCCCCUCACCCACAAACAUGGGUCCGACGCCGGGCCCCUCCUCCUUUUCCCCGCCUCCCGUGUCUCGGGCCAUGAAGAGGAACUCUGUGCCGUUCGCGGCUCCGGGGCCGAAGAACUACCCGAGUCUGCAGACCCGACGAGGGAGCGCCGCCGCCGGCACUCUGACGUCCGUCAGCUGCAACCUCAACAUCCCACCCGCGGCCGCGGAGAGACGGCCGUCGAGCCCGGCGGACACGCCCACUCCCAUAGCCCAGCUCUCCUGCCAGCUGUCGGCCCGUGACCUCAGCACCACCAGCAGCGCCAUGGACACGGCCGCCAUGACCUUGGACCCCGAGAGUUGCCCCUAUUGCGCCAAGGCCCUGGCCAACGAGUCGGAGGGCAACGACACCCCCGGGGACUCGGACAGCGACGGCAUCUACGAGUUCACCCAGGACCUCCACCGCAAGGACAGGAGAGACAGCCGGCAGCCCGGGAAGCAGCGCUGCAGUCUGGGGAAAUCGGCGGCGAAGGUGGUGCACUUCUGGAGGCUCGUGUGCGACACCUUCCGGAAGAUCGUGGACAGCAAGUACUUCGGACGAGGGAUUAUGAUCGCCAUCCUGAUCAACACGCUGAGCAUGGGGAUCGAGUUCCACGAGCAGCCCGAGGAGUUGACCAACGCGCUGGAGAUCAGCAACAUCGUGUUCACCAGCCUGUUCGCUCUGGAGAUGCUGCUGAAGAUUCUGGUCUACGGGCCCUUCGGCUACAUCAAGAACCCCUACAACAUCUUUGAUGGCAUCAUCGUGGUCAUCAGCGUGUGGGAGAUCGUGGGUCAGCAGCACGGCGGCCUCUCGGUGCUGAGGACCUUCCGGCUGAUGCGGGUGCUGAAGCUGGUCCGGUUCAUGCCGGCCCUGCAGAGGCAGCUGGUGGUGCUGAUGAAGACAAUGGACAACGUGGCCACCUUCUGCAUGCUGCUCAUGCUCUUCAUCUUCAUCUUCAGUAUCCUGGGCAUGCAUCUGUUUGGAUGCAAGUUUGGCUGCGAGGGGCAGGGUGGAGACACCCAGCCGGACAGGAAAAACUUUGACUCCCUCCUCUGGGCUAUAGUGACCGUCUUCCAGAUCCUGACCCAGGAGGACUGGAACAAGGUGCUCUACAACGGCAUGGCCUCCACCACUCCCGUGGCCGCCCUGUACUUCAUCGCGCUCAUGACCUUCGGCAACUACGUCCUCUUCAACUUGCUGGUGGCCAUCUUGGUGGAGGGUUUCCAGACCGAGGGCGACGCCUCCACACCGGGCUCGGAGAUCGACUCCUGCGCGCGGAGCAUGGAGGACGUCGACGGCAGCAAGAAGGAUUUAUCGGCCUGCGCAGUGCCUGUAAAUGGUCAUGUGGACCUGAAGACCAGCCUCACUCCACCUCUGAUUACCCACACCGCCGCCACCCCCAUGCCCGUACCCAAGCUGCCCGUCGCAGGGGACCCCGUCCUGGGCUGCGAGUCCCGUCGAGGCAGCAACGUCUCCAUGGACCCGGCCUGCUACGACAAAUCCCCGACCAGUGCCCAGAGCUCCGCCCCCAACGCUGCGUGGACCACCGGCAGCGGCUGGACCAGCCGACGGUCCAGCUGGAACAGCCUGGGUCGCGCCCCGUCACUCAAACGGCAGAAGCGUCAGUCCGGGGAGCGGUGCUCUCUCCUCUCCGGGGAGGGCGGCUCCUGCUCGGACGAAGGCGGGGGAGAGGAAGACGACGACGGCGGGUUGAUGGAGGAAGACGACCCCUCCCUGGUCCGGACGGACUCCACGUCCCAGUCGCAGACCCGACACAGGAGGAUGGAGUCGAUGGAGACUCGCAGCUCCAUGGAGUUGCCCCCCGAUGCUCUGCUGCAGGUGCCCUACCUGUACCGCUCGGCCAGCAUGCACAGCUCCAGACCCCCGUCACUGGGCCACCUGCUGCCCCCGGGGCACAGCGGCUGCAACGGGAAGGGCUCUCCGGCAUCCCCGGGCCCCACUCACGUCUCUCUGGAGGACAACAUGGAAGACGAAAAUACAGAGGAGGAGGCCAACCUGGGUCGUUUUUCCAGACUGUUCCGCUGGCUGGAGAAGAAGCAGCCCGAGUGGUGUCGGCAGAGAGACACCUGGUCCCUCUACCUGUUCCCUCCAGAGUCCCGGUUUCGGGUGGUGUGCAACCGGAUCAUCAACCACAAGAUGUUCGACCACAUCGUGUUGAUCAUCAUCUUCCUCAACUGCAUCACCAUCGCCAUGGAGAGGCCUCACAUCUCCAUCGAGCGGAUCUUCCUGAAGCUGUCCAACUACAUCUUCACGGCCAUCUUCGUGGCUGAGAUGGCUAUAAAGAUCGUGGGGUUGGGCUGGUGUUUGGGGGACAAGUCGUACCUGAGGAGCAGCUGGAACAUUCUGGAUGGGAUGCUGGUGAUGAUCUCCGUUAUCGACAUCCUGGUGUCUCUAAUCUUCAACUCGGGCACCAAGAUCUUGGGCAUGCUCAGAGUGCUGCGGCUGCUGAGGACCCUGAGGCCGCUACGUGUGAUCAGCAGAGCCCCGGGGCUAAAGCUGGUGGUGGAGACCCUGAUGUCGUCACUGAAGCCCAUCGGCAACAUCGUGGUCAUCUGCUGCGCCUUCUUCAUUAUCUUCGGCAUCCUGGGAGUGCAGCUCUUCAAAGGGAAGUUCUUCGUCUGCGUCGGAGAUCAAAUCAUGAACAUCACCAACAAGUCUGACUGCUUGCUCAACAAAAACAAAUGGGAGAGACACAAGUACAACUUUGACAACCUGGGACAGGCCUUGAUGUCUCUGUUUGUUCUGGCGUCAAAAGAUGGCUGGGUGGACAUCAUGUAUAACGGACUAGACGCUGUAGGAGUUGACCAACAGCCCUCAAAAAACCACAACCCGUGGAUGCUGCUCUACUUCAUCUCCUUCCUGCUGAUUGUGGCCUUCUUCGUGCUCAACAUGUUCGUGGGCGUCGUGGUGGAGAACUUCCACAAGUGCCGGCGCCACCAGGAGGCCGCCGAGGCCAAGCGCAGGGAGGAAAAGAGACUGAAACGCAUGGAGAAAAAGAGACGGAGUAAGGAGAAGGAGCUGGCUGAAGCUCAGAGUAAGCCCUACUACUCAGAUUACUCCCCCACUCGCCUGCUCAUCCACAAGAUGUGCACCAGCCACUACCUGGACCUGUUCAUCACCAUCAUCAUCGGGAUCAACGUCAUCACCAUGUCCAUGGAGCACUACCAGCAGCCCAAGGAGUUGAAAAAGGCGUUGACGAUCUGUAACUACAUCUUCACCGUCAUCUUCGUCCUGGAGUCCAUCCUGAAGUUGGUGGCCUUCGGCUUCCGACGCUUCUUCAAGGAUAAGUGGAACCAGCUGGAUCUGGCCAUCGUGCUGCUGUCCAUCAUGGGCAUCACUCUGGAGGAGAUUGAUGGCAACGCGCUGCCCAUCAACCCCACCAUCAUCCGCAUCAUGAGAGUCCUGAGGAUCGCACGAGUGUUGAAGCUCUUGAAGAUGGCGGUGGGGAUGAGAGCUCUGCUGGACACCGUUAUGCAAGCCCUGCCUCAGGUGGGGAACCUGGGACUCCUCUUCAUGCUUCUCUUCUUUAUUUUCGCAGCGCUGGGUGUGGAGCUGUUCGGCGACUUGAUCUGCGAUGAAUUACAUCCAUGUGAAGGUCUGGGGCGCUAUGCGACGUUCAAAAACUUUGGGAUGGCAUUUCUGCUGCUCUUCAGAGUUUCCACCGGAGACAACUGGAACGGCAUAAUGAAGGACACGCUGAGGAACUGCGGCCAGAACAGCACUUGCUACAACACCGUGGUCUCGCCGCUCUACUUCGUCUCCUUCGUGCUGACCGCCCAGUUCGUCCUGGUCAACGUCGUCAUCGCCGUGCUGAUGAAGCACCUGGAGGAGAGCAACAAGGAAGCCAAGGAGGAGGCGGAGCUGGAGGCGGAGCUGGCGCUGGAGCGGCAGACGCACGGGGGGGGCGGAGGAGGAGACGUGGCGCCGACGAGGUCGCCCCAGCUCAACCCUCUGGCGCUGGGCGUGGACAGGGCGAGCUCGGCGGGGGGUUCCCCCCGCAGGGCCGCCGGCGGGGGGGGCGGGGACCAGGAGAGAGAGCGUCCCCUGGACUCGCCCACCGCCGAUAUAACCAGAGACUCGGUAAACAUCGGAGCAGACCCCCCACCGUGCCCGGAGCCCCCGCUGGAGCCGGAGCAGCUGGGCCCCGGGGGGCCGCCGGAGGACAACCUGCUGAGUGUCAGGAAGCCUGCGGUGGGACGCACACACUCCCUGCCCAACGACAGCUACAUGUUCCUCCCCCUGCAGCUGGUGGAGGCCGCGGAUCCGCCUCCAGCACACCUUCUAGCACAGACACAGGGGCCCCAGCACACACUGGGCACCUCCAGGGGCCACUCAGGUUCCAGCAGCUCGGUGCGGUCCCAGUCGGAGGAACGCUCCCCCCAGCAGCUGAGCGUCCCCGCGGACCUCUUCAGACCCAUCAGCCCCCACAGCCUCUCCGACUCCGAGUGCAUACCACGACUUCCCCCCCCCAGGCGCGCGCACACGCUCAGCCGGACGCUCCGCAGACAGGUCGCCGUGUCUACUGAUUCUCAAGAGGCCCUGUGUUCAGACGGAGGGGAGAGCAACAAAGGACUCGUGAACGUGGCCUCUCUGGGCCUCCCUCCGUGCCCCUCCUCCUCCCCCUCCUCCUCUCCCCGCUCCUAUUACUAUCAGCAGCCCGCCACAUCCGGCCCCUCCCCUAAGCCGCCCCGCCCCGGCAGCGUGCACACCCAGCUUUACGACCAGCACUGCCUCGCCUCCCACUCGCCGACGCCCCCCUCGCGGGCCAGGCCGCACCAACAGGAGGAGGCCUCGGCGGACCAGGAGGUGUCCCUCAUUAUCGACGGGGUGUUGGCUAGCGGCGGCGUCACGGCGGAGGCGAGCGGCGAGGAGAGCCAGAGUGUGAGCCAGAGGCCGCUGAAGAGGUUCUACAGCGCUGACGCGCAGGGUCUCAGCGCGGACCCCCGGCCCCGCCCCCGCCCAUACUCCUGGCUGGACGACCCGCGCUCCUCGGCGGAGUCCGGCCCACGGCGCAGCGCCUCCGGCUUCGUGUCGCGGGCCGACAGCCUGCAGACCCCCGCUCACGCCUCGGUGCCCUCGCCGCGACACAAGAAGAAGAUGAGCCCACCCUGCAUCUCCGUGGACCCCCCCGUCGGACAGGAGGGCCUCUACCCGGGCGGGGCGGGCCGACUCGGGAGCAUGACGGGGCUGGGGGGGUUGGGGAUGCCCCCUCCUCUGCCCAGCAGGGACACCUGCCUGAGGAGGAGAGCGCCCUCUAGUGACUCGAAGGACUCCUUUGACCUGGGGGUUGGGGAGGGCUCGGGACUGGACGGGGGCCCCCCAAACCCCAACGCCAACCCCAAGCUACUGACUCCUCCCAGAGAAGACAAACCCUGAGCACUGAACACUGAUACGCCCACACACACACACACACACACACGCACACACAGACACACACACAGCUGGACGAACCCUUCACACACACAUCAGUGAUGGUGAUAGUUCUAGUAAUAAUGCUGUAGAGAGUAAUAAAGGUGAAACUACAACCGCUGGUGAAAACAUCCUUGUUGCAUAAGGUGUGCGUACUGUAGUCAUGUGACCUUGUCUUUGUAUUGUUCCUGCCAAGAGAAGCCGGGAGGAAGAGGACGCCGGAGACAACCAUGCGACACGUUCCUCUUCACGCUCCUUCUGCAUGCCACUGGCUGCAGCUUGACCCCAUGACCUCUGGAGUGACAUCAGCCCCCCCCCCCCCAUCCCUCCCACUCCCCCCUCCAGGAUGUGGCGCCCUCUGUGGCCGCCGUCUGAACUGCCUGGUGUCAUGCGGGGUGGGCUUUGCGCGGUCAGUGGAGGUACAAAGCAAUAUGAACGUUUUAGAGACACUAUUUUCUUAAAUUAUUGGGCCAUAGUGUUUGUACAGGGUGUUGUCGUUUUUAAUUUCAAUUGUUUGUUUGUUUUCCGCGUUUUUCUUCUUCUUUUCUUUCAUGUUUUCUUUGUCAAAAUGGUUUUGUCUUUGUCCUUUUUUUUUUUUUUUUUUCAUUGUAGGAUAUUUCUAGCUCUCGUGGUUUACUGAGGAAGAGUGAAAGUUUUUUCAAAGUGCUGAAAACCAUGUAUUUGUAGGAAUAAUAUAUAAAUAUAUAUAUAUAUAUAUACAUAUCUCUAUAUAUAUAUAUUGAUAUACAUAUGAAAAAAAAUAAGUCAUUAAACUGAGUUUGGAUUUUUAAGCACACGCA
Messenger RNA from Pseudoliparis swirei, 7771 nucleotides. RefSeq names its product calcium channel, voltage-dependent, T type, alpha 1G subunit (gene cacna1g). Bases 15 to 6938 code for a protein of 2307 amino acids. Gene Ontology annotation, biological process: positive regulation of calcium ion-dependent exocytosis; membrane depolarization during action potential; sodium ion transmembrane transport. The record is from RefSeq and is a predicted model, not a curated record. The transcript is spliced from 34 exons. Lineage: Eukaryota; Metazoa; Chordata; Actinopteri; Perciformes; Liparidae. Gene Ontology annotation, cellular component: voltage-gated calcium channel complex; voltage-gated sodium channel complex; neuron projection. Gene Ontology annotation, molecular function: voltage-gated sodium channel activity; low voltage-gated calcium channel activity.